AUGCUCAUCCGUCUGUUGUAUGUUCAUGCCUUGCUGAUCAGCUCCAUUGCCGCCGCCGUCAUCGACUGCUCCCGAGAGGACUCUUGCUUCGGCGAACCGAUCGAUUGUGAUCCGGACAGAGAGUGCAACACUCUCCUGCAGUUCUACCCAAACGGAAGUGCGGAUCUCUUCCUUCGAGACUUCACAGAUCCAAUCGGAUACGCCGCAUUUGCAAUCGGUCACCACCCGGACGAAACCAUUGAGUAUUUCAUUUGCAUUCCACACGAGAGACAACGUCUUCGAGCACUUGCUGAGUUGAGAGGUCCGAUUGUUGUUACGGAGCAGGUAAGUCUCAUGAUUUUUCAGAUGCAUUGUAGCUACUCGUUUUCUAGAAUCUGACCAAUGUUGUGGACAAAAUCGGAGAGAACUUCUUCCAAUGUCAUGUGGAGGCAUCAGAGUUGCCUGAGUUAUUCAAGCAGGAGCAGUCAUUUUUCGUUUCCAAGGGAUCGCUCAAGGAAGGACUGGUUAUUUUUGACGGAGUUCAGUUGCAUAACUUGGAAUUGGAAGAUGACGACAUUGACAAUGAUUUCGAUCAGGACGCGAUUCUUCCCUCCAUUCAUUACAUCGGCUCACCAAUUGAUCGGAGCUUUGCUGACACGGAUACCUUAUUCACUUCGGAUGAAAUUAAAAGUCUUUCGGAUGCCGUCAUCAAUAUUCCGAAGGUCACUGAUGGAAAAGACGAUUUGGAGCUAGAGGAACUGGCCCGCAGACAGACUAUCCGCAACUCCCGUCGUUUGCUCGACAGUGACAUCUCCAAGUCAAGAUUCCAGGACGAUGACGAAGAGGUUGAACACAGUCAUAUGCCAAGAAGCCGCGCUUCCCGAUACGAAGAGGUUAAUGUGAUGAGUGAAAAGGAUGAAUCUUCGGUGAGUUUUUGGGUCUUCAAAAAAAGAAUUGUUAUCUUUUUCUUUUCAGAAGAAAAGGAGUACGUCUUCUCAUCGCCAGCAUUACGAUGAUUUCGAAGAGGAUGAAAACGAGGUGCCACGAAUGAAGAAUAACAGAAGAAUUCGUCAAGAUGAGGAGGACAACGAUGAGGACUACAGUCGUAACCGUGGAAAGAAGAACGAAAAGGCAAUUGAAAAGAAUGACAAACUUGACAAUGGAAGCGAUGAGUGAGUAUUAGCUUUCAAAACUGACUUAAGCCGCAUCAAAUUUUAUGAGAAUCUUCUUCACAUUUCUGAGUAUUCACCAUAAAAAUUUUAGCGACACGUUGAAUUUGAGUAUGUAUACAUAUAUAUACAUACAUAGUUAUGCUACAGAUAGAAUGUCAAGGGCGAUAGCCAAAUGCAUUUUGUAUUUGUACUGUUCCAUUACAGGUUUUACGACGACGACACAAACGUUGCAAGUGACUACAAGAUCACAUCAAUUCACUUGUCUCUUCCAAUGCUCAUCGCCUUCUUCAUUUGA
This is a messenger RNA of Caenorhabditis sp. 36 PRJEB53466, 1446 nucleotides long. Lineage: Eukaryota; Metazoa; Nematoda; Chromadorea; Rhabditida; Rhabditidae. The record is from the annotation of a GenBank genome assembly.